CGAAGCGAAGCUGCGGAAGAGAAAACUAUACAUUCAUCAUCCUUGGAGAGCGCUGCUCAGAGUUGGAGGAGGAAGAAGAAGAAAAAUCGAUUCUUUUGUUUGGAAAAUCAAUGGCGGUUUCUUCUGUAGCUUCGUUCAUGUUACCCUCAUUCUCCAAUCCCACCUCUUCGUCUUCUUCUACCAGACAGAAGGUCUCUCUGCUCUCCUCGCUUCCUACACAUAGCGGCAUCGUCCUUAUUAACAAACCCUCCAUCUCAUCAUCAUUUACGACGAAGAGGGUCUUCGCAGCUCCCGAAACCCUAUCUCCAGAAACUCUCGACGAACCCUCCUCCGAGGUUUCGAACUCUUCCUCGAUCAGCGUUGACGCGGAUAAGAUGGCGCCAAAGCAGAAGAUUAGGAUCAAGCUUAGAUCGUACUGGGUGCCUCUUAUUGAGGACUCAUGCAAGCAGAUACUUGACGCUGCGAGGAAUACUAAUGCUAAGACGAUGGGUCCUGUCCCAUUGCCAACCAAGAAGCGUAUCUACUGUGUUCUCAAGUCUCCUCACGUCCACAAGGAUGCAAGGUUCCAUUUUGAGAUCAGGACUCACCAGCGGAUGAUUGAUAUUCUCUACCCCACUGCUCAGACCAUUGAUUCCUUGAUGCAACUUGAUCUUCCUGCUGGUGUUGAUGUCGAGGUCAAGCUCUGAAGAUCAGGGGUAACUACUACAAUGGUGAUGGGAACUUGCAUUGCAUGAACAGACUGUUUCAGAUCAACGACGUUGGUUAGAACUUGUAAGCCCUCCUGUAUACUCUUUUUGAGAGCCUCUGUAAUGAGUAUUUUCUGUUAGUGAUCUUUGGUCUUUUAUUAAUUACAAUAUUUUUUCUUUUGUAUUUAAUUCGGAUCUUUAUUUGAAUAUCAGUAUGAACAGAAACGAGGAAAGUUAAAAUAUA
Molecule: messenger RNA, 930 nt
Organism: Raphanus sativus (radish)
Lineage: Eukaryota; Viridiplantae; Streptophyta; Magnoliopsida; Brassicales; Brassicaceae
Product: 30S ribosomal protein S10, chloroplastic
Exons: 4
Coding region: 111-686 (191 amino acids)
Biological process (GO): translation
Cellular component (GO): mitochondrion; ribosome; small ribosomal subunit
Molecular function (GO): structural constituent of ribosome; RNA binding
Source: RefSeq, a predicted model, not a curated record